AUGGGGACUGCUGCAACGGCAAUCUCUGCGCCUCAGGAACUUGCCAGGCUCCAGCAACAUGCUCAACGCCCCAAUUCACAUGUCGAACUUCAUGCUGCAAUGAAGGCCAAGUCUGUGGUACCAACGGCUUCUGCAGAGCCCCAUGUGGCUUUCUACAGCAAGACUGCGGUGAUGGUCGUUGUGGACGAGGCGGGCAAGGAGGCUGCAGAACGAAUGACGAUUGCUAGAGACUGCUUCAAUCCUUUCGCGGCUCAAGGCGGUCAGGGCAUUUGCAAUUUUUGA
Cercospora beticola is the source of this 282-nucleotide messenger RNA. RefSeq lists its product as uncharacterized. The record is from RefSeq and is a predicted model, not a curated record. Lineage: Eukaryota; Fungi; Ascomycota; Dothideomycetes; Mycosphaerellales; Mycosphaerellaceae.